GAAUAAAUGGACCCUGAAUCCGCUUCAAUCGCAAACAACAAUUCAAAGAAAAUAUAUCUACAAUAAAGCAAUAUAUCAAAAUGCAUUACCAAUUCAUCCUCAUCAGCACCCUCACCACCAUCGCCUUCGCGGCCCCUGCUCCCCCGAACUUCCGCUCAACAAAUACGACAACAACCACCACUACCACCACCACCACAACCCUGAACAAACCUACUACACACAUCGGAACUCCUAAAUUCGCACACAUCCCUAUCUCCAUCCCUGAUCAGCGCCCCCCACAUCAAUUCAACCCGAACCUCCAUCCAGUUUACACCCCAAUUGCCCGUCCCGGUGCCAGCACUGAGCCCGGCCGCAACCCAUUAUUUUCGCGCAGUCAGCGCGAGGACAAGAUCAAGCGUGACGACAUCAAGGUCCCAGCGCUUGCCGCGGUAGUGCGCGGUGUCGCGGAGGGUCUCCAAAAACAGCAACAGCAGCAGGAGCAUCAGAAUGCCCGACGUGCCGAGCAUCUCCCGGAUCACCUCCUUCCUGAUAAUAUUCAAACCAGCUACCACCCCACUGGCUGGCUAGCUGAUCCGGAGGAAGUGCUUAACAGCCGCGCGGUGGACAAUGAGAUCUAUGACUCGGAGGACGCUCUUGAUGCGCUUGAGUAUCCUCUUCAGCGGAAGGAGCAGCGCGGGGUGGAUGUGGGUGCGGGUCUUUCCGCGGCUUAUAAAAAUCUUGUUACGGGGGGUAAGAGGGGGGUUGAUGCUAGAGGGCUUCCUUUGCAGCAGAGGGGGGUUGACGAGGUUGAUGAUGAUGAUGAUGAUGAUGAUGAUGAUGAGGAUGAGGAUGAGGAUGAGGAUGAGGAAUACAAUACCGUUGGGGAUGGGCAGAUGAGUGGCAAUGUGCGGCGCGAUUAUGGCUAUGAUGGUGAGGUACAGGAUUAUUGAAGUUAUGGGCCAAGUGAUGCAGAACACGCAGUAAGGCAGUUUCGGAUCAUGACUAGUCGGUGACUAGGUCAACACGAUAUGGAUGAAUUAUGGUGUUACAGGCGAUAUGGAGUUCAGGUUGGGUUUCUGUACUAGGAUUAGCGCUUUUCUUUUUGUUUGCAUUGGGUUAAACUGAAUUAACGAGUACUC
Messenger RNA from Aspergillus glaucus CBS 516.65, 1118 nucleotides. RefSeq lists its product as uncharacterized. Bases 81 to 929 code for a protein of 282 amino acids. The record is from RefSeq and is a predicted model, not a curated record. The transcript is spliced from 2 exons. NCBI's taxonomy places the organism in Eukaryota, Fungi, Ascomycota, Eurotiomycetes, Eurotiales, Aspergillaceae.